AUGAACAUUCCGAACUCCAUAGACGUAAUCCAAGAAUGGAGAACGAAAGGAAUUAGACCGGGUUCUCCUCCAACCGGCAGCGUUCGUCGGCCUCCUGACGAGCUCGGCGGGCUAUCGCAGAGGCGAGCCCAGCCGCAUGAGCAUGCGCUGACCGCUCAGCGUGUCGGGGAGCCAUCAGCUGCCGGCGCAACUGAAAAAGCUCCUCGCGGCGCGAGCCAGCCAGUGCACCAAUUCGGGCCCAAAUCUCCACCCGUAACAGGUGGAGCUGGCGUAGCUCGGGGGAGUCAGGCUCCUAAUACACCGUCAGUUGAGCCACAACCAAUAAAAAUUUCAAACUUGAUCGAGAGAUGA
This is a messenger RNA of Trichophyton rubrum CBS 118892, 351 nucleotides long. RefSeq lists its product as uncharacterized. Bases 1 to 351 code for a protein of 116 amino acids. The record is from RefSeq and is a predicted model, not a curated record. NCBI's taxonomy places the organism in Eukaryota, Fungi, Ascomycota, Eurotiomycetes, Onygenales, Arthrodermataceae. The transcript has a single exon.